GAGGGUGAAUGAAAUAGUAUCAGAAAUACAGAGGGAGAAAUGAGGAAAAAACGCUAAAACAGGCAGAAAAAAAUGGGGGAAAAGAAUGGAUAAAUAAUGAGUAAGACCUAGAAAAAGGUGGAGCACAAAAUGACAAAAAAGGGACCACCACAAGCGGAAUAUAAGGAUAGUGAGUUGCAAAACAUUUUAAACUAUUUGCAUAUUCAUUAUUGAUGCACUCAAGAUUUCUAGCACAAUGAUUCUGACUUAGAAGAGUCUGCAAAUUUAUUCUGAAAAAAAUACUUUAAUACUGACUCAAAUGCUUAAACUAUUUCAGCCGCCUACGAUACCUAAAUAGAAUGUAUACAUAUUAGUAGAUGAUUUAACGUAAACAUGUAUGUAUCAGUGCAUUAUUCUUCAUAACAUUUUAUACUUGAGGCAAAAGUGAAUAAGUAAAAAUCAGUGCAGUAAUUUGAGAUGUGCACUACAUAGAAGUGGACACAUACUAAUAAAAUAUACUGUGUGGUAAACACAGUUCUUAUGUAUUUCUUUGUCAUUCCCUUUAAAGAAAAAGCUCAGGAGAGGCAGGAUACAGACAGCCCAGCUGGCCGUGCCUACCUAAGAGGAGGAAUUAUUCAAAUAUAGAGGAAGGAAUAGGACAGAACAAGUUAGCAGGUUGCAUUUGAGUGUGACUGUGUUAGUGACAGGUUCACUGCUAGCACUGCUACAUUAUACAACGUCCCAGUGCCCUAUACGUUUUAUCUCACUAGCUGCAGGUCACUAUGAGUCUAUAUAACAACCGUUAUGCCACAACCCGUGGAUUCAGUAGCCGGUCCCAUGGAUCAUUGUCAGGAAGACCCUCUGUGUUCCGAGCUAGUACAGGAUUCCAGCCAGGGCUACAAAGAGCCAGCAGUGGGAUGAACCUGACCCGGAUGAUGCCAGGCUCCAGCACCUUCCUGCUCUCCUCUCUACCCAACCUGGAGAUUGACCCCAAAUUACACCAGCUCAGAACACAGGAGAAGGAGCAGAUAAAAGUUCUCAAUAACCAGUUUGUAAAUUUUAUAGACAAGGUGCGGGAUCUGGAACGACAGAACAAAGUACUGAGAACCCAGCUGCACCUACUGAAGGACAAGGACUCUUACAAAUCUAACAUUGAUCAGAUUACGCAGGCAUCAGGCGGUCGCCUAAAGCAACAGAUUGAUGGGCUGCUGCAUGAGAAACAACGACUGCAGACAGAGCUACACAAUAUGCAGGCAGUGGUGGAGGAGCUCAAAAGCAGGUAUGAAGAUGAAAUAAACAGACGUAAUCAACUGGAAAAUGACUUUGUGCUUACAAAGAAGGAUCUGGAUGACACAUAUCUACAAAAGGUGGACAAUGAAUCCAAACUAGAGAAUCUGACUGAUGAGAUAGACUACCUUAAGCAGUUGUAUGAUGAGGAACUUAAUGAGAUGCAGUCUCAGAUUCAGAAUGCCAAAGUUACUGUAGAGAUGGACAACAACAGAGAUCUGGAGAUGAAGCACGUGAUGGAAGAGGUGAAAGCUCAGUAUCAGACCAUGGCAGAAAAAAGCAGACAGGAGGCUGAGAACUGGUACAAAAGCAAGAUCGAUGACUUAGUAAAUCAAAGCAAAAGGAGUAAUGAUGAGCUGAAGGCUCUAAAGAAUGAACUGUCUGACUUGAACCGAACAAUUCAACGUGUCAACAAUGAUAACGAAGCCCUAAAAACACAGCGUGCAAAUCUGGAAAGUGCAAUUGCUCAAGCAGAAGAACAAGGGGAACAAGCUGUCCAGAAUGCCAAAGCCCAUGCACAAGAUCUAGAGGAAGCACUAAGAAGGGCAAAGCAGGACAUGGCCCGUAAAGUGCGGGAAUAUCAGGAUCUGAUGAACACCAAACUGGCUUUAGAUAUUGAGAUUGCAACUUAUAGGAAGCUACUAGAGGGAGAGGAGAACAGGCUGAAAAACCAUUCAAAUUCAAAACUCAGUGCUAUUGACAGAAUGGCCAACAUGUUCAACUUUGAUCUGAAAUCUUCUCCAACUUCAAGGAUUUCACCCAGUGGGAAGAAAGUUGUUCUUAUCAAGACUAUUGAGUCAGCCAACGGAAAGCAUCUGUCUGAAGCCAGGCAUUUCACAGAGGAAUAAGUCAUGAGGAUAUCUUGUCUUCCACUCUACAUUUUGUAGGGUGACUUAAAGCUUAGGAAUAUUCUUCCAUCUUUCGACUUUAAACCACUUUUUGUAAUCUUGUUGUCUAAAUCUGCGUACAGAAGACCUUAAGCGACCACAUCCCUAGUUACUGGUGAAGAGCUUAUCAUAAUGACCUGCUGUGAGCACCAUCAGCUAUCUCACAUCACUUCCGCUAAAAGAAACUGUGCAUGCAUUUACCUUGCGCUAACUUUAUUCACUUGCAAACAUACUUAAUACAAGCAUUAAUAAAAGAUCAGUUUAAAACA
Molecule: messenger RNA, 2422 nt
Organism: Bombina bombina (fire-bellied toad)
Lineage: Eukaryota; Metazoa; Chordata; Amphibia; Anura; Bombinatoridae
Product: keratin, type II cytoskeletal 8
Exons: 9
Coding region: 762-2114 (450 amino acids)
Biological process (GO): keratinization; intermediate filament organization
Cellular component (GO): keratin filament
Molecular function (GO): structural constituent of skin epidermis
Source: RefSeq, a predicted model, not a curated record